Molecule: messenger RNA, 3220 nt
Organism: Nylanderia fulva
Lineage: Eukaryota; Metazoa; Arthropoda; Insecta; Hymenoptera; Formicidae
Product: poly(A) RNA polymerase gld-2 homolog A
Biological process (GO): RNA 3'-end processing
Molecular function (GO): poly(A) RNA polymerase activity
Source: RefSeq, a predicted model, not a curated record
AGCAAGAAAAUAAAAAAGAAAACAAGAUUUUCUAAAUAUAUAUGUGUAAAUUGAAUAAAACUUUCCAAGAUUCAAUAACAACAUUGUGUGCCUUGUAUACACCAUUGAUUUCUAUAAAUAUUUAUGAGGAUCACCAAGUGCUAUAUUAGCAAUUAAACAAAGAAGUUGCACACAUUCAAGGACGGCAUAUAUCACGUUCACAUCUUGUAUCUUCUAUAUCUAUAUUGACUACCGAAUGUACCAAAUGUUUCCAUCACAAAUGAUGCAAAUAAUGAAUGGACCCUAUCCAUCACAAACUCACACAUUGCAUAUUAAUAGCAUAAAUGGAUUACAUCAAACUGAUUUUGCAUCGUAUGGAAUUCCAGAUAUUUCUGGAUAUAAUAGACAUCAAGCAAUGCAGACAGGACCCCAUUCAUUAGAUUUAUCAUUACUGGGAGUUGAUGAUGUAUCAUUACGACGUAUAGAACAUAUGCAAUCAAAUAAUAAUUCAUCUUCUGCAAAUUGGGACAGACGAAUGGGUGCAUCUAACAAUACCUCAAUUAUUCCAUCCCCAAAUUAUAACUUCAAGCCUACAAAUACUAAUUCAAUAAAAAAACCAAGUUGGAAUAACAGAAAUGGUAGACGAAAUACGUAUAGAAAUUCUUAUUCCAAGUAUGAGACAUAUAAUAGUGACAGUGGGUUUAGUUCUCGUUCACCAACACCAAACAAGUACCAUAUUGACAAUAGUCUAACAGAGAGUUCAGACGAAAGAGAUUCCACAGGUUCAUUAAGAGGACAGGGGAUAAAGAAACAUCAUAGAAUACAUUCAGAUAGAGCAAUCAAUAAACCAACAUCAAACGGCUUAAUUUCAAAUACAUCUGCACAGUUUUAUCAAAAUCAACGACCUGCCAAUUAUUACAAUACUACUGUUUCCACCCCCAGAUCUCAGGCUCAAAAUUAUCAGAACAGGAGAAAAUAUUUAUCAGGCAGGAGUGAAAGUGCACCUUCUCAAAGGUUUUCGAGAAAUCGUAAAUUUCCGGAAAUUUUAUUGCCGAAUUACAAUAUUUCUAGAUAUAUCGCCCCUGAUAGAUUUCUUGCUAGAUCUCAUUUAAUGGAAGUAACUUCUACGCCAAACAAUAUUUUGACUGGAUCAAAAUGGGAUAAUCUGUCGCAACAAAUCUGGGCAAAAUUUCUAUCAAAUCAACAAACUGAAACUACUUACAGAAAUAAAAUGAUGUUAUGGAAGCAACUUUAUAUUUAUAUUAAGACUCAAUAUCCAAAAUAUGGUUUAUUUUUGGUUGGUUCAACAAUGAAUGGGUUUGGUUCGGAUAAUAGCGAUGUCGACAUGUGCCUUUUAGUGAGACACACAGAAAUGGAUCAAAAAUAUGAAGCUAUAGAACAUUUAGAACAAAUAUUAAAAUAUCUAAAAAAUUAUGAUGUCAUUGAUGAGCUCGAACUUAUACAUGCAAAAGUACCUAUUAUUCAAUUUCAUCAUAGAUCACAAAACUUAAAAGUCGAUCUUAAUUGUAAUAAUGCUGUUGGUAUCAGGAAUACACAAUUGCUAUAUUGUUACUCAAAACUUGAUUGGAGGGUAAGACCACUAGUACUUGUCGUAAAACUUUGGGCUCAAUGUCAAGACAUUAAUAAUGCGAAAAAUAUGACAAUAUCUAGUUACUCUUUAGUUCUCAUGGUCAUACAUUUUUUACAAUGUGGUGUUAACUUUCCAGUUCUGCCAUGCUUACAUUCUAUGUUUGCAGGCAAGUUUAAUCCACAUACAGAUAUUCAUAGUAUCGAUAUUCAUGAAGAUUUAAAUAUUCCAUCCUCUGUUUAUUUACCUGAGAAUCAUCAGUCUCUUGGAGAAUUACUUGUAGAAUUUUUCAGAUACUAUGCUAAAUUUGAUUUCAGCCAGUAUGCAAUAUCUGUACGUUUAGCAAGGAAAAUACCGAUAGAGGAGUGUCGUAUGGUGCAGUCACUUAAAAAUGAUCCUCAUCAAUGGAAAUAUUUAUGUAUUGAAGAACCAUUUGAUCUGACUAACACAGCUAGAUCAGUCUAUGAUCCGGAUGUAUUUGAGAGAAUUAAGCAGACAAUUAAUGUAACACACGAGAGACUGCAAAAAACGCGUGAUCUAAAUUUGAUAUUUAACAAGAUAAGAACAAUAUCAUUGGAUGAUUACAUCAUAUAAUUGUGCUUUCUACAUUAGCACAGAAAUGAAUAAUCAUUAGCUAGGAUAAAUAAUAUUUUAAGUCUUUUGAAUGAGGCUGUUCUGAUUAAAUAAAAGGCAUUUUGUUAAAUGCUGAUAGCUUAAUGAUCUGAUGAUCUAGAACAUUAUGAAAGGAAGAUAGUAGAUACAAAGUAAAAUAAGACUGCCAAGAUCAUCUUGUAUGCUUAGUACCUUGUAAUAUUAAGCCUAAUUUUUGAACAACUUUUAUUGGCAAGGUACACAAAGUAGAAUGCGAUAAUACAUUUUUUGAAUUACUUGUCUACAAAUUCAAUCCUCUGUUGAAUUUUAUAUUUUUUCUUUUGAGAGGAUUUUAAGAUCAUUAAAAUCUUGGAAGGAGACAGUGUGUUACUGUCUGUGUUUAUUAACAUGCAAAAAUAAUAUUUCAUUCUGAUAUAAAAUAUCGCGAAUGCACGGGUAUUGUUCCUAUAUCAGCGCAAAAAUUGCAAUACGUGCAAUAAUAAAGUCUCACACAGACUUGUUUUGAUCUCUCUAAAUCUUUAAUUACGAGAUAAUCGCGAAAUGUCAAUUAUAAGUAUCCAAUAAAAUUUUUUUGAAAAUUGGAUAUUUCUAUAUGUGAUAACAUCAUAGAAUAUUAUUAUAUCAAAAUUAUUCAACAUUGUCUUCCAAUGUAUAUUACUCAUUGCCCUAUGUAUAAGUCUUUCACGUAAUAUCAACAAAUCUACAAUAUAUGUGCCUUGUGGCUAUUUUGAUUAUUGUUAACAUAAUCUUACUGUGUGAUAUAACAAGAAUGUUAGAUAUAAAAGUGGAGAAAUUGAAAAGGGUAAUGAAGAUUUUUCUAUAACAUUGAAAAAUAAUAAUAAUAUCAGAUGGUGCGUAUAAAUAUCGAUUAAAAAAAUAUUUCCAACUGGUUAGAUUGCUAGUCACAAAAAUAGAUGUCUGAUAUCAAAAUAACAUCCUACAAAAAAAAGAGGAAAAAAGCAAUACUUAUUUUUUCGUGUAGUUGCUGUUUCUCACAAAAAAUAUUUCAUGAGUGUAGACUCAAACCUUUAAUAUUAUCUU